Nicotiana attenuata is the source of this 1640-nucleotide messenger RNA. RefSeq lists its product as uncharacterized. Gene Ontology annotation, cellular component: nucleus. The coding region runs from base 81 to 1541 and encodes 486 amino acids. The transcript has 10 exons. Lineage: Eukaryota; Viridiplantae; Streptophyta; Magnoliopsida; Solanales; Solanaceae. Gene Ontology annotation, biological process: mRNA splicing, via spliceosome. Gene Ontology annotation, molecular function: RNA binding. The record is from RefSeq and is a predicted model, not a curated record.
UAAAUAAGUGCAUUAAAAUUGAAAUAAUCCUUAACACCAUGUUGAUCUCCAACAUCUACCUCAACAAAUAGAAUUUCUCAAUGGACAUUGACAGCUUAGUAAUGGCGGAAACCGUGAAAGAAGAGCUGGAGGAAUCCGAGCAAAGCGAAAAUCAGUUCGUAUGGGAUGAAAGUUCUCAGCUUUACUACCACGCCCGCACUGGAUUUUAUCACGAUCCUCAAGCAGGCUGGUACUACAGCUGUAAAGAUGGCCUAUAUUACAAAUUCGAAAAUGGUACUUAUGUUCUCAUGGAGUAUUCUCAGGUUGCUUCUCCUGAAAAGAAUAGUUGCGUUGCGCCUGCGGAGUCUAACAAAGAUGAGAUAAAUGCAGACAUCAGUGAAAAUGUGGCUCAAACAGUGGAACCACUUUCUGUUGAGUUCUCUGAAGAGCAGUUGGAGGAUACCGAUUGCAAGCUUCCAGAAAAUCCACCACCACCCUCAGAGUGGCUUGAAGAUACUCUCAUUGAACUUUAUCUGGCAAAUUAUUCCAGUCAAGCUGCCAAUAAUACUCCUGACAUGACAGUGGCUCCAGAAACAAAUGAAACAGAUAACUCAUAUUUAUCCGCGCCUGGGAAUGGUAUCAUAUAUGAACUCGAGGAAGGUGAAUGGAUACCAGAUGACUGGACAGAUUCAUCUGAUCCAAAUGUAGAUGUCAUGGAUGAAGGCAUUUGUUUGGAGGAAGAAAACUGGCGAGCCCAGUAUGGUCAAGUUGAACGACCAUUUGAAGAUUCUCUAUCACAUAUUCAGGCUGUUGAUUUGUGGGACUGGUCAGUGGUUAAAAAGAUCAGAAAAGGUCGAAAAAGAAGGGUGGCCAGGCUGGUUGGACGACUGGUGAAGCCCAAUGCUAAGUUGCAUCCAUCAAUGCCCUCGAGUGGCCAUCUUCUUAAAACUGCUCCAGUAUGUGAAGUCCAUCUUGAUCUGGUACGAGUUACAUCAGGUCAGGUGUAUAGGUUGAGAAAUCCUAGCACACAAUAUUUGGCUUCUUUGUCCAAUUAUGAUUCUUCCAAUCCAACGAAAAAUUGGCGCUUUCCACAAAUGUCAAUCAGCAGAGAAAUCCAGACAUGCUCACCAGUCACUGAAAGAUAUAAACCCAUAAGCACAGGGUUACCGGGUGAGGAGGAUGUGUCUCUGCCGUUAGAGAGCAGUGCUGCUGAAACGGACAGAGACCAUGUGUACAGGGACAGAGCUGCAGAAAGAAGAGCAUUGCAUGGUGGGUUUGGUGUAGGUCCAGGGCAAAAAAAUUCACCUAACUGUGAUGAUUCUGUUCCUUUGGAUACAUCUGCUGUUCCAGAGGAAGCUCUUUCUGAAUCCUUGAGCAAUUCAUUUGGAGCUGGUAGCUAUGCCAGAAGAAUUUUGGAAAACAUGGGCUGGAAGGAGGGGGAGGCACUUGGCCGCAGCAACAAUGGUUUGAUCGAACCAUUACAGGCCACAGGAAACAAAGGUUCUGCAGGGUUAGGGUGGAACGAUGAAAGAAGAAAGCAGUUGAUGUACAGUUCUAAAUAAAUGAGCGAUGUAAUUCCUUAUUGGCUGUCUGGUAGAAUGUAAUAAUCUAACUUCACUUGUCUGCUCAAUCAGCUUAGUUUACUAUUUGUUGCCGUUUUA